Prunus mume (Japanese apricot) is the source of this 1652-nucleotide messenger RNA. Lineage: Eukaryota; Viridiplantae; Streptophyta; Magnoliopsida; Rosales; Rosaceae. The record is from RefSeq and is a predicted model, not a curated record.
UCUUUCUAGUUCUGCAAAACCAAUGUGCUUCCGCAUAUUUCGAUACACCCUCCCGAAACCCGAAAAAGAAAAAAGUAUUUAUCUUCUUUUCCUUUCCUUUACAAGACCUCCCCCAUAUGCAUUGAUUUUUCAUUCCUCUUGAAUCCCUCCCUCACACUCUUGCAAAAACAAAUUCCGCCACACAAAUCAUGAAUACCCUUCUUGUCACCAUUUUCUUCUUGGUCAUCCCCAUCUUCUUUCUCAUUACGAGAAGAAGAAAAUCAUCGAAAAGGCUUCCUCCGGGCUCAUUGGGACUACCCAUAAUAGGGCAGAGCCUUGGCUUUCUUCGAGCCAUGCGCAACAACACUGCAGAAAAUUGGCUUGAACAAAGAAUAACCAAGUAUGGUCCGGUUUCAAAGCUGAGUCUCUUUGGCAAGCCAACAGUCUUCAUUCAUGGACAGGGUGCAAACAAGUUUGUAUUCAACAAUGAUGGCAAAACCAUUACCAGCCAACAACCUGAGUCCACUCGAAUGAUUUUAGGUGACCGGAACAUAUUGGAGCUGAGUGGCGAGGAUCACAAGCGAGUUAGAAAUGCUCUUAUGGUGUUCUUGAAGCCUGAGUCACUGAAGCUAUAUGUGGGAAAAAUGGACGAAGAAAUCAGGAAGCAUCUUGAGUUGAAUUGGCAUGGGAAGCAAAAAAUAACAGUCUUGCCUCUCAUGAAGAACCUCACAUUCAACAUUAUAUGCUCACUGCUUUUUGGGGUUGAACGAGGACCUCGCAGAGACGAACUCAUUGAGUGUUUUCAACGAAUGAUAGAAGGACUGUGGUCAGUCCCUCUUAACUUGCCGUUCACGCGUUUCAACUGCAGCAUCAAGGCAAGCAAGAGGGUUCAAAACAUGGUUAAGGAACUAAUUCGUGAAAAGAGGAUGCAACUUGAACAAAAAACUGCUUUACCACUCCAAGACCUUAUCACUUGCUUGCUUAGCAUUCGAAAUGUUGACAACGAAGAAGAAUUAACUGAAAAAGAGAUCUUGCACAAUAUCAUAGUAGUUAUGGCUGCAGGAUAUGACACUUCAUCUGUGGUCAUUACUUUUCUUUUGCGGCUUCUAGCUAAUGAACCUGCUGUUUAUGCAGCCCUUCUUCAAGGUAUGCAGAUUGAUGCUUGUUCAUUUGUGUUUACAGAACAGGAAGAAAUAGCUAGAAGCAAAUCCUUAGGGGAACUUCUGACAUGGGAAGACCUUGCUAAGAUGAAGUACACAUGGAGGGUAACAAUGGAAAUUCUGAGGACAACUCCUCCUGUCUUUGGUGGCAUGAGGAGGGCUAUGAAAGAUAUUGAGUAUGGAGGAUUCCUCAUCCCUCAAGGGUGGCAAAUAUUCUGGGCUAUUCCUAUGACACACAAUGACGAUAGCAUAUUCCCUGACCCAUCAAAGUUCGAUCCAAGUAGGCUCGAGAACCAAAAAUCAGUUCCACCCUACAGCUUUGUUCCAUUCGGAGGAGGAACACGAAUAUGUCCAGGAUAUGAGUUUGCCAGGAUUGAAAUCCUUGUUGCAAUCCAUUAUAUGGUAACUCAAUUCACAUGGAAGCUAUGCGCAGACAACAAGUUCAGUAGGGUUCCCAUGCCAGUACCUACUCAAGGACUACCUAUAGAAAUCAUGCCAAGGAAACAAAUGUAA